Molecule: messenger RNA, 632 nt
Organism: Ochotona princeps (American pika)
Lineage: Eukaryota; Metazoa; Chordata; Mammalia; Lagomorpha; Ochotonidae
Product: succinate dehydrogenase [ubiquinone] iron-sulfur subunit, mitochondrial-like
Exons: 2
Coding region: 1-477 (158 amino acids)
Biological process (GO): aerobic respiration; tricarboxylic acid cycle; respiratory electron transport chain
Cellular component (GO): mitochondrial membrane
Molecular function (GO): oxidoreductase activity; iron-sulfur cluster binding
Source: RefSeq, a predicted model, not a curated record
AUGGUGAAGAAAGUACAAGUGUCCCUGCGUGUCAGUGUGAUAAAGGACCUUGUUCCCGAUUUGAGCAACUUCUAUGCGCAGUACAAGUCCAUCAAGCCCUACCUGAACAAGAAGGAUGAGUCCCAGGAGGGGAAGCAGCAAUAUCUGCAGUCCAUAGAGGACCGCGACAAACUGGACGGACUGUACGAGUGCAUCCUGUGUGCCUGCUGCAGCACCAGCUGUCCCAGCUACUGGCGGUACGGAGACAAGUACCUGGGGCCUGCCGUGCUCAUGCAGGCCUAUCGCUGGAUGAUUGACUCCAGAGACGAGUUCACAGAGGAGCGCCUGGCCAAGCUGCAGGACCCCUUCUCGCUUUACUGCUGCCACACCAUCAUGAACUGCACACGGACCUGCCCCAAGGGCUUGAAUCCAGGGAAGGCCAUUGCUGAAAUCAAGAAGAUGAUGGUCACCUACAAGGAGAAGAAAGCUGCCAUUUAAAACCAUUCCCACGGAAGGCCCAAGGUGCCGGGCGGUCACCUCGCACACAGCAUAAUUCAGAUCUAAUUUAACUUUCUUCAGGGCUCUUGAUUUUCCUCAAACAUGGCAUGUGUAAUUAAAAUGUCGCAAAACAAAUAAAUCUUCUACUUUACUAA